AUGGAGCCCCUGAGCUUGGACACAUACCGAAUGGCGUUUUGGUAUUCUGUCUGCCAGGGCGCCGGCCACAUGUCAAUUUCAGACACAUCCCUGCUCAAGCAGAUGCAGACUGCGCUUUCAUCUAUGAAGGUCACGUUCGUCCUUUGCGGCUCUAAAGAAGAUGCCGAGAAGAAGAGAUGGGAAUUGUCUGCCUCCUCGCAGCUGCUGGGCGAGACGCGGGUUUCCAAAUGGCUGGCCAAGCAGGGGGUGGACGUCCCGCAAAAUUCUGUGAGGAGCAUGGUCUUGGUGCAUGAUCGCAUCAUGGCUGCCCAGCUCGGCGACUUGAUGGAGGAACUGGAGGUGACUGCUGGGGCCGAGCAUCCACUUGCUACUGUGUCUACCCUUGAGAAGAUCAUGAGUCUCACGAAAAUCGAUAAGAACGUUGAGUUGAGUAACAAGCUGGUGGAGUGGAUCUUCUACGAUGCUUUGAACUGCCUCAGGAGCGGGUGGCUGGAUCGCGAUGCUAAGCGUGAUGACAUGAUUGCAUUCAGCAAGGCCUCUUUGCUGGGAAGGCGGUGUGUCUUCUAUUUGAUCCAGAAGCUGAAGUACGGGCAGACUGACAUGGCGGCUGACCCAAGAACUCCUGCUGGAUUCCUGGCCAACAUGCUUUCUCACAGGACCUUCUCCAAGGGAGGGUUCCACGAUGGUGGUGACCAGACAUGGCUGGCUGAUCUGUACAGCUUUCAGCGGGAUGCUUUGUAUUCCAUCAAGCUGUUCUUCAGCGGCAGUGCUGACUUGCACAAUCUCCUUCUGGAAGCCAGCCAGAAGGACGCCAACGUGAGUGCCGAGGUUUUUUUGCAGUGCCCCAAGAUCAAGAUUUUGGUGGACAUUGAUCAUUUGCUGGAUGUGAAGUUGCACCCUGGCAAAAUGGGAGACCUGGAGCCCAAGACGGUCGCUGAAGCCGCCUCAGCCCUUCCGGAUGUCCCCGUUCAGGAGACCCAGACUAAGCCUGAGACUGAGAAGAAGCCGGAGAAACCCCUCGAGGCUUUCGAGGACCGCCCCGUGAUCGCGUUGGAGGAUGAGUCUCCAGAGACGGAGGAGGAACGGAAUCUGAAGAAGAAAGAGUCGCUCUUUGCGAAGCUCUUCCCAGAUUUGUGCCCGCCGCAGUACAUCAAAGAUAUCUUCAUGAAGGUGGAGCGCGGUACCUUGGAGAACAUGGCGAAUUAUGCAAAGCAUCGUGUGUUUUCCUUUGUGGAUGUGCGCGUGUGGCAGCCAAGCUUUGACUGGGAGAAGGCGUCCUCGGAGUGGGGCGAGGGGCCCUUGCUCUUUGUUGCUGAUUCCAAGUGCUAUGGGCCCGGUGGCAUGUCGCUGGCCUUCCAAAAGAUGCUCUACGAUGGCCUCCUCGGCAAUCCAAAAAGUGAAGAGGCAACCACGGCCUACUGCUUGAAGAAGCACUCCGUUGCAGUCCUGCUGGAUGGUACCAAUCAGGUGGUUUCAGGCCAGAUCAACCGGGAAUGCCAGAGGGAAAACCACCACGAUUCCGACACGGGAGCGGCUUUACCUGGACCUCCCAGGAGCAGGAAGGCUGCCGACGACCUUUGCAUGGAGCAUGUCCUUCCGGAGACAAAGAAGAACAUCCUGGAUGCCAGGCCUCAGACGGCGCCCGAGGCCCAUGCUCGUGAGUGGCUGAACUUGUUCGCACCAAAUGCGUGCACGAGGGUGAUCGACUUUUGCAUGGGGACGGGCAUGCUCGCCCUGGCAGCGGCGCGGACGCACAUGAAGUACCAGGGCUACGUGUUCUCUGAGUUGCACAAGUCCGUUGUGUCACAGAUCCUGAUUUUGAAGGUGGUGCGUGAGCUCAUCCUCCAGAAGAAGGCGCCCUCUGAUGCCACUACAUUGGUUCUUGGAGAAGGAUUGCAGAUGGAAAGCCCUGGCCCGGCCGAGAGUGCAGCGAGCCAAGAUGUGGCUGGCCAG
Symbiodinium necroappetens is the source of this 1953-nucleotide messenger RNA. The record is from the annotation of a GenBank genome assembly. NCBI's taxonomy places the organism in Eukaryota, Dinophyceae, Suessiales, Symbiodiniaceae.